Molecule: messenger RNA, 1217 nt
Organism: Cloeon dipterum
Lineage: Eukaryota; Metazoa; Arthropoda; Insecta; Ephemeroptera; Baetidae
Product: caspase-like
Exons: 2
Coding region: 15-863 (282 amino acids)
Biological process (GO): positive regulation of neuron apoptotic process; apoptotic process; proteolysis
Cellular component (GO): cytoplasm
Source: RefSeq, a predicted model, not a curated record
UGGUGCAUUCGAAGAUGAGUGAAAACAAAAAGGUUGAAAACAAUUUCGAAUCGCAAACCGAGGAGGAGGAUCAGAAGACUGAAUCAAUAAGUAAACCAAGUGAUGAGGAGCUGGACCCCUCCUGGAGCGAGGAAAUGCACCUCAAGGGUGCGGACACGGGAGACGGAGUAGUUGUGUCGCAACUAGUUGAGAGUUUGAAGAAUUUGUACGAUCUAUUUUCACUUAGAAAUUGCACGUUGUAUUAUUGUACGUUUCCUGCUUCUAGCGAACUGCCCAGUAGUGCAACCGUCGACGGUUUGCAACAGUACAAGAUGAGCCACGAAAAGCGCGGAAAGGCCAUCAUUUUCAACCACAAUAGAUUUAAUCCGUACCUGAAUCUUCACACGAGGGAAGGAACCAAAAAGGACGUAGAAAGGCUGGAGCACGUGUUCAACAUGCACUCGUUUGAAGUGACGGUCUACAAUGACUUGAGAGUUUCUAAUCUAUUUACUGCCAUUAAAACAGAGAUUGCCAAUGCCGAUCACUCAAACGCUGACUGUGUGGCAGUGGUGAUUCUAACCCACGGUGUAGACGAAUUCCUUUAUGGAAGUGAUGCAGCAUUCCAACUCAGUACUGUGAUGGAGAUGAUCACACCUGAUAAAUGCCUAUCCCUGGCAGGCAAACCGAAAUUAAUUUUCGUCCAGGCUUCCAAUGGCGAUAAAGUAGAUCACGGCGGUUUCUUUUUUUUUCGUACAAAGCCUAUGAGUGUCAAGAUUCCAAGUUACAAAGAUUUCUUAAUUGCAAAGUCUAGAGCACGAGGUACUUUUUGUAAUAUUAAAUUAGUGAAGGUUUUCCAAUUUUUUUUUCAGGUUACAUUGCCAUGAGGUAUGAGGAAGAAGGCUCUUUGUUGGUAAGGGCGAUAGAAGAAGUACUUUCAAAGGAAAAGAGUUACACCACAAGUUUUUUGACUCUCAUGACAGAAGUUAUUGCUCGCAUGGCUUUGAAGUACCAAAAUCCUGGAGAUUUGAAGCAAGUACCGUCCAUCACGACCACACUGACAAAGGAACUUAUAUUUGUCAAGAAAUAACGGAAAUAACUUUUAAUGCUUGAAAUAUUUUAAUAAAUUUGGCAUGGCAUUUUUGCCAAUGAAUUAUAUACAAAUUACGGUUUUUAUUUAAUUUAAUUUUUAGCAUUUCUUUGUGGGGUUUCGUCAGGAGUUUUAUUAAAUUUUAGUUUUG